Pundamilia nyererei is the source of this 2176-nucleotide messenger RNA. RefSeq names its product ATCAY kinesin light chain interacting caytaxin b (gene atcayb). The transcript is spliced from 14 exons. NCBI's taxonomy places the organism in Eukaryota, Metazoa, Chordata, Actinopteri, Cichliformes, Cichlidae. The record is from RefSeq and is a predicted model, not a curated record. Gene Ontology annotation, biological process: apoptotic process. Gene Ontology annotation, cellular component: cytoplasm. The coding region runs from base 450 to 1508 and encodes 352 amino acids.
AGGGAGAGAGAGGUUAUAAGAGAUGGUGGGGGAAAAAACGAGAGAGCGAGAGACUGUGCGCGUAAUGGGUGAAGAUGCUGUUGCCAGGGAACAGCGCUGAAAUAGAAACAUCUAUUUUUUUCCUGCUCUCCGGAGGAAACAAACUCCGUCAGUGAUGGAGAAUCCAGAAUGGACUGAAUGUGAGGGAAACAGGUGAUCCUGACUCCGAGUGGCCUGACAGAAUCAAAGAGAAGGAGGACACAGUUACUGCCUCAGCCUCCAUUAACAGCAGGGGUAAAAAACAAGAAUUAUCCAGCAGCCCAGGCCCUCAGCACACACCUGCAGAUGUAAUCAGCGAUGAUCCACACUCAGCAGCUUUAAGGAAGGGGGACCAUCUGAAAGGGAAGCAGGGACGCAGAAAGCCUUUGUAAUUACAGUAUCGAGCUGAAGCCCAUCCUUGCUGUCAGAGGAUGGGUACAGCGGAAGCCACUUUACGCAUGGACAGCAUGGAGGUUAAGGACGAGUGGCAGGAUGAAGACUUCCCCAGGCCACUGCCAGAGGAUGGAGAUGCAUGUGGCCUCUCUGACAGCAGGACCAAUCCUCCCACCACUCUGAAUGUCGGCGAAUCCAUGACCCAACGUAAGCGUCGCACGCUGGUCGCCCCCGACAUGAACCUGUCUCUGGAUCAGAGCGAGGGGUCGGUGCUCUCUGAUGACUUCCUGGAAACGCCCGACGACCUGGACAUCAAUGUUGAUGACAUCGAGACUCCAGAUGAGACUGACUCACUGGAGUUCAUCAACAACGGCAACGAGCUAGAGUGGGAAGACGACACACCUGUGGCUACUGCUAAGCGCCUCCCAGGUGAGAGCGAAGAGGAGAGAGACUCGUCAGGUCGUCUGUGGCGAACAGUGAUCAUUGGCGACCAGGAGCAACGGAUCGAUAUGCAGGUCAUCAGGCCGUACCUGAGAGUGGUCACACAUGGAGGAUAUUACGGGGAAGGUCUGAAUGCCAUCAUCGUGUUUGCAGCCUGCUACCUUCCUGACAGCAGCUGUGACGACUACACGUACAUCAUGGAAAAUCUCUUCCUGUAUGUUGUGAGCAGCCUGGAGCUGCUGGUAGCAGAGGAUUACAUGAUUGUUUACCUGAAUGGAGCAACUCCUCGCAGAAAGAUGCCUGGCAUCAGCUGGCUGAAGAGAUGCUACCAGAUGAUAGACAGAAAACUGAGGAAGAAUCUAAAGUGUCUCAUCAUCGCUCACCCAACAUGGUUCAUCCGCACUGUCCUGGCCAUCUCAAGACCCUUCAUUAGUGUGAAGUUCAUGGAUAAGAUCCGUUACGUUCACACCCUGAAGGAACUCGGUCAGAUUAUCCCCAUGGAGCACGUGCAGAUUCCUGAAUGUGUGCUGCAGUAUGACGAUGAGAAGAUCAGAGCACAAAAGGAAAGACUUGAGCAAGACCAGCAGCAGAGUAAUUCAACACUCCCCAAAGAAAGGCCGAAGUCAAUGAUAGCAGAGGUUGGCCGUGACAUCUGACAUUAAGAGCUUUAAACUGAAGAGCCCGAGGGGGAAUCGUAAAAACAGAAGCCCACAAGCUUCUCAGCUGGGAUUAUAUCCCCUAAAUGGAUCUAUUAGCCAGAGGACAAUCAUUCCUCAAUAUUCCUCUUGUUUCAAGUGACACGCUUGCUUCUAACAACUUAAGGUUCAGUUACACCAAAGCAUCGCAGCUUAGUUAAAUCAAAAACUGUCCUGCAUGUCAAGUUGACCUUUACCUACAGCAUGACUUUGCCUAUGCGUGAAUGAAAAGACUUGCCGGGAGCAUUUUGUACAUAUUUGUAAUAUAUUUUUGAGAAAAAAGUGUUUGCACACAGACGGUGUUGGUAUUGUUUGGUUUAUUGGCUAUUUGCUGAAAAAAAGAAGUGCAAUGAUAUCGCUCCUCCUAAAUGUUUCUGAUGCAAAAAGUGUGUUUUCAAGUUUUCCGGAGUUGAAUAUGCAGGUGGCAUGCUUGUUUAUAUCCUUCCUGUCUUUGUUACAUUUGUUAAGUUUCAAAAAGUAAUUUUGCAAGAUGGGAAGAAACAUUGUUACAAAUGAAAAGAAUUCUAUUUAAUAAGAGAGUUAAAAUGAAUUGCUUAGUGUUAUUUAUGAAAACGUGCCAUUUGCUGUUUGUAAAAAAAAAAAAAAAUGUAAUAAAUGAGUGAUCUAAA